Prunus armeniaca (apricot) is the source of this 189-nucleotide messenger RNA. The record is from the annotation of a GenBank genome assembly. NCBI's taxonomy places the organism in Eukaryota, Viridiplantae, Streptophyta, Magnoliopsida, Rosales, Rosaceae.
AUGAUUUCUGGUCGUUGUGCAGCUUGCAAGUAUCUGAGAAGGAGAUGUCCUUCAGAUUGCAUAUUCUUUCCCUAUUUUCCUCCCAAUAAUCCUGAAAGAUUUGCCUCUGUUCAUAGAAUCUAUGGUGCCAGCAAUGUUGCCAAAAUGCUCCAGGACACUUUUCGAUUCGUGAAGAUUGAGUGUUACUAG